AUGGAUUAUACCUCUGAAAAUAAAGUGGUGAGUCGGAAACCCCCUUCAGGGCAGCUAUUGGGGUCAUGUGGCUGGGGAGUCUUGGGUCACCUUUGGAAAGCUGGGAGCUCUAGAUUCACCGUCAGGUACAUGAUUCAUUUGAGAGUUCUCUACGAUUACCAAAAUUCCUUAGGAAAGCAAGAGGCAACACGCCAAAGCUUCAUCCACGGCAAGGCUCUUCUGCAGGCUGACUACAGUGCCACAUUCAUUCCUGGGGUCUCUCCGGACAGGUUGGGCGUGGCUUUCAGCCGGGCGGACCCUCAGAUCAGAGGAGGAGUCUGGGGGCGCGGGGCUCAGGAAUGCUCUUCAGGGGGCCACCAGUUUCUUCAAAGUCCAUACAGAAGUGUCCACUUUGACUCCAAGUAUCUACAGCAGUCAGAUACUCAAGAUCUGAUUUGUGACCACUCCCUUGUCCCUGGGUGGUACCGAUUUCUUAUCUAUGACAGACCUGCUGAGAUGCCAACCAAAUGUGUGGAGGUGAACCAUUGUGGAACUCAGGCUCCUAUCUGGCUGUCUCUAGGAGAUUCAGAAACACUGCCUCUUCCUGGGGAAAUCAAGCAACUGACUGCUUGCGCCACAUGGCAGUUUUUGUUUACAAAGGACUGCUGCCUCUUUCAAAUACCUGUGACUGUAAGAAACUGUGGGGAAUUUUUUGUAUAUUUUCUACAACCAACUCAGGGUUGUAUGGGUUAUUGUGCAGAAGCUAUUUCUGGUGCAAAAAUGUAUACAUGUGGCCCUGAAGAAAUAGAAAUUGGAGGUAAUUGCAUUGAUCGGCUGUCAGUCUCCUCACCACCACCUCCUCCAGGAAGGCCAGAGGUUGUGGUGGAGUUGAUUGAAUCCAGGCUGUUCUGUAGAUGUGCUUUUGAUAUUCCACCAACAAACACCUCAGUGGGAUUUCUCAUAGCCUGGUCUAGACUUUCUUCUCAAGAAAUCAAAGAGGAGCUGAAACAGGAGACCACAAUUCAAGCCUUCUCUCUUUUAGAACUUGAUGGCAUAAAUAUCGUACUUGGGGAUAGGAUUUUCUGCAGUGCUUCAGUCUUUUUCUUGGAGAAACCAGAUAUACUAAGUUUGUCCAUUGAAAGCCAAGGAUUUUUUGCAGGCAUUAAGUUACAACCUGAAUUGAGCACUAUAUCUGAAGAUGGGAAGGAACAUUGGCUGAGAAUAGAGAGCACGAUUCCAAUUGUUUGUUCUGAAUUUAGUGAGUUUGAUCAAGAAUGCAAAGUUUCAUUAAAGUUGAAAACUGUUGAUCAAGGUAAUGAACAACUAGGCUUAAAUUUGGCAUUGUCUUCCUGUCAUGUGGACCUGCUCCAGACUUCAUCCUGUACCAAUGGAACCUGUAGCCAUGCUAUUGUACACUAUAUGGCUGUCACAGACUUUUCCCGAGAUGGAGAUAGAAUUACAAACAUUGAAGUACAGCCUGUAGUCAAGGAGAACUUCUUGUGGAGCAGCUACAUUCCAGAUGGCAUUCAGAUAAAAGUCAAGGAUAUUCCAACUGCUUACUGCUAUUCAUUUACUGACCCCCAUAUAAUUACCUUUGAUGGCAGGGUAUAUGAUAACUUCAAGACUGGAACAUUUGUGCUUUAUAAAAGUACAGCACGUGAUUUUGAAAUCCAUGUGCGCCAGUGGGACUGUGGAAGUCUUCACUAUCCUGUGUCAUGUAACUGUGGGUUUGUUGCCAAAGAAGAAGGUGAUGUAGUUACUUUGGAUAUGUGCAAUGGAAAGUUACAUGAAUCACAACCAUACUUAUUUGUAAAGAGCCAUGAUGCAUCCAGCAAUAUCAAGAUAACUGAAUCUUACUUAGGAAGAAAAGUCACAAUUUGGUUUUCUUCUGGAGCAUUCGUCCGUGCUGACCUUAGUGAAUGGGGUGUCAGUCUCACCAUCAGAGCCCCUAGUUCUGAUUACAGGAAGACUUUGGGACUCUGUGGUACCUUCGAUGGAAAUCCUGAAAAUGAUUUCCAUGAUAAAAAUGGAAUCAAAUUGGAUGAAAAUUUUAAUGAUUUUAUUAAGGAAUGGAGGAUUGUACCUGGAGAGAGCAUGUUUGACACUUUGCCAACUUCUCUCACAUAUCCUACAAGACUCUCUUAUUGUAGCUGUUCACUGGGAUCUGCAUCUGAGCACUCAUUUCCUAAUCAUGCUUACAGUGUUUCUCAGUCAGAAAUUGCUUCUGUUUGUGAAGAUAUCAGACAUGUUCUGUUCUCCUCUUUGAUACCAGAACUAGAUGUCACUUCAGAAUACAUUAAGACCUCUGAGGACUUGAACCUAGAAGCUCUUGACAGAGGAAUAAAUAAGCACACAUCUGGAGAUGAAAAUAAGUUGGAUUUCUUGUUGCAAGAAACAAUGCUUGCAAACCUAACCAAACUGGACUUGAAUUUACAACAUCCUGGGAAUGGAAAACAAGAUGCACCAGAAUAUUUGGACAAGGAGAGAAAGAACCAAGAGAGUUACAGCCAAGACUUGAAGUGGAAUCAGCUACACCGAUGGAAACGACAAGACGUUAAUGAAUUUCUGCUUUCGCUGGCUUUUCAAAGUCACAAUCAAAUGAACCUGGAAAAGUUUACUUACUUUUUCCCCGAGGAUCAUGUCGAAGAUGCCCAUCAAGAAUUUGUCCCCUCGUGGCCCACACCUUCUGGUCUUACCAAAUCCAGCACCUUGGCUCUCUGUCAGCAGACGCUAGCCAACUCCAGCAUAGGAAGGCUCUGUCUUGCUUUUCUUGGCAAGAGACUAGAUCAGGCCAUUGACAUGUGCGUUAAGGAUGUUCUUCUAAAAGAUGAUGCUAGCUGGACAGAAGCCAGUCUGGCACUUCUGGAAAAUGAAUGUGAAAAGAGAGUUUCAGAAGAGAGAAAAUGGAACAAGGAAGAACUUGAAGACGUUCUCCUGGUAUUAAAAUGCCCAGGCUUAUGCAGUGGCAAUGGGCAGUGUAUGGAAUGGGGAUGUAUGUGUUUUCCUGGCUUUAGUUCCUACGAUUGCAGUAAAUUGUAUGAUAAGACCCCUGAAAUAACUGAACUUGAGAAUGCUGGAUUCUGUGAUGUUCAGAGAUAUAACUGUGUGAUGGUCAGAGUUUUUGGUGAAGACUUCAAGACUUCUAUUAAGUGUGAAGUUACCAAGCUGCAAUAUAAUGGCCAUAAAUGGGUGCUGGGAGAAUCCAUCUCUGUUCAGACGAUCUUUCAGAGCAGCAGAACUGUUGAUUGUCACUUACCAACUGAGGUCCAGCAGGCUAAUUCCAUGGAUCUGAUGGGUGAGAGCUCAGUUGUGAAGUGGCAGUUAAAGGUGUCUAAUGAUGGUUACAAAUAUAGUAAUCCCAAAGUAUUGGUCAUAUACAAUGGAACUUGUCAAAUUUGUGGUCCCUAUGAAAAUGACUCAUGUACUAUCAAGGAAACUGUUUGUGUUAUAGAUGGGCUCUGCUACGCUGAAGGCGACAAAAAUCCAACUAUGUCAUGUUUGAUUUGUAAACCACAAACCUCAAAAUUUACUUGGUCCUAUUUAGAAAGAAACCAACCUCCUAUGAUUCAAUCCUUGCAAGACAAAAUACAGACCUUUUAUGGAGAAAAUUUUGAGUACCAGAUCAUGGCCCUGGAUCUAGAAGGUUCUGAGAUCCAUUUUACAUUGGAUUCUGGUCCUGAAGGAGCAAGUAUUUCUUCUGCAGGACUUCUUACAUGGAAAGCAGAGGCACAGAUUCCCCCACCAUUCUCCAUACGCCUUCAGGAUGACUGUGGUGCUGAGGCAAAUGUCAAAAUUCAGGUGGCUGUAAAAUCUUGCGACUGCUUGAAUGGUGGAUUGUGUGAGUCCGACAGGAGCUUUCCUCCAGGGAGUGGCGCAUACUUGUGUGUCUGCUUGCCUGGCUUCCAGGGUGGUCGUUGUGAAGAGGAUGUCAGUGAGUGCCAAUCAAACCCUUGUGGCCUUGGCAGAUGUCAUAGAGGUUUUGACAGUUAUUCUUGUGAGUGUCCACCUGAGUUCAAAGGAAAAAACUGUGAAGAAGAUGUUGAUGAGUGUAAAUCUGGGCCUUGCUUUCCAGGAGCAGAAUGCUUCAAUACCUUUGGCUCCUAUUAUUGUAGCUCAUGUCCAAAAGGAUUUUAUAGUGAUGGGAAAACAUGUCACAGUUUGGAUUUUCAAUCACCUCAAAAGGAGUAUUCAGUAACUGCUACAAGCUUUGCCCACAGUCCCACUACUACUCAAAACCUUUUGAGCACAGAGAGCAUCUCCCAAUUGCCAUUAAACUCAACUAUGGCUCUCAUGGGUAAUUUGAAGAAAGCUAUUUCUCAUCAGAUGUCGGGUUAUGAAUAUGUGGACAAGGUUCUCAGUGCAAAUCUGGAUGAGCUACAAGUUCCUGCAAAUAACACUAGUCUUUCAAGCAUUAAUUCAAACAGCUCCUUUGGUGAUGAAAAGGACAUUUUCCAGAGCGUGAUCCAAAGAGAGAUGGGAAGACAUCAUUCUCAGAUUAACACGUCCCUCCAAACAUACAGCCAGUUUGCAUCUGCAUUACCAGUGACUAAAGCAGUGACAGUUUUGUCAGGAAAGUCUGGAUCAACCAAAACAUCAACUUGCACUAAGUCAUCCUGUUUUCUUGGAGUUUCUUGUGUACCAACCAGAGAUGGCCAUUUCAAAUGUGGACGCUGCCCUCUGGGGUACUAUGGAGAUGGCAUCACUUGCAAAGCUAUUUGUAGACACCCUUGUGGGAAAGACAGAGAAUGUGUGGCCCCCAACACGUGCAGGUGUAAAGCAGGCUACGUUGGUUCUAACUGCCAAACCGCGAUAUGUCACCCUGCUUGCAAAAACCAUGGAAAAUGUGUAAAGCCUCACAUUUGUGAAUGUCCUCCAGGAUAUGGCGGAGCUACCUGCACUGAAGAACAUUGCAACCCUCCUUGUCAACAUGGUGGUACAUGCUUGUCUGGCAACCUCUGCACUUGUGCUUACGGUUUUGUGGGACCCAGGUGUGAAACAAAGGUUUGUAACAGGCACUGUGAAAAUGCAGGUGAAUGUCUUGAACCAGAUGUUUGCCAGUGCAAGCCAGGCUGGUAUGGACCCACCUGCAAUACAGCUCUGUGUGAGCCCAUUUGCCUCAAUGGUGGUUCCUGUUACAAGCCAAACACUUGCCUCUGCCCAAAUGGAUUCUUCGGAGCACAGUGUCAGAAUGCCAUCUGUCACCCUCCCUGCAAGAACGGUGGCCUCUGCCUGAGAGACAACGUGUGCGUCUGUCGUAAAGGAUACACUGGAAAGAGAUGCCAGAAAAGUAUCUGUGACCCUAUGUGUAUGAAUGGAGGCAGAUGUGUGGGACCAAACAUUUGCUCGUGCCCUUCUGGUUGGAGUGGGAAACGAUGCAGCAGACCAACCUGCUUUCAGAAAUGUAAAAAUGGAGGUGACUGCAUUGCUCCUGGGGUGUGCCACUGCCCUUCGGCAUGGGAAGGGGGGCAGUGUCAAAUACCAAUUUGUAAUCUAAAGUGUCUUUAUGGAGGCCGAUGUGCAUUUCCCAAUGUGUGCUCUUGCCGCUCUGGAUAUUCUGGGGUCAAAUGUGAAAAGAAAAUACAGGGCUCCAUCGCUCAUGUCUCCUGGCGCUCCUCUGGUCACCAUGGAGUCCAACUUCAGCUCUCCAUGGAGCUGAUCUGGUGUGUUGGGGCCCAAGAUAACAUAAAUCAGCAGCAGAAGACCCCAAUUCAGGAGACGGGAGCUCUUGUUUUGAACACUUCUUCUCCAGCUGGUAUCAUUGUCUUGGAGAUGGUGGAAACUUUAGGAGAUGACACUUGGCUGAAAGGAGAAAAGGGAGGGAGUGCUUUUGAAGGUUGUACCUGGUCCCCAGAUUUUUCCUCACUUUCUCUGCUUCCUGUCUACCAUAAGCUGUUUAUCCUAUCUUACCAACAGGAUGUGGAAUCAUUUUGCCUCAGCAUUCACACUCAAAAUGGACGAAAUGUUGUUUCAGAAAGUGAAUCCACUCAGGCAAAACCCAAUCUAAAAGCUACUGUUCCAUACAAAGGAGAGUGA
Dipodomys spectabilis (banner-tailed kangaroo rat) is the source of this 6012-nucleotide messenger RNA. It is a transcript of the gene Vwde, whose product is annotated as von Willebrand factor D and EGF domains. NCBI's taxonomy places the organism in Eukaryota, Metazoa, Chordata, Mammalia, Rodentia, Heteromyidae. The coding region runs from base 1 to 6012 and encodes 2003 amino acids. Gene Ontology annotation, molecular function: calcium ion binding. The transcript is spliced from 34 exons. The record is from RefSeq and is a predicted model, not a curated record.